Molecule: messenger RNA, 1246 nt
Organism: Juglans regia (Persian walnut)
Lineage: Eukaryota; Viridiplantae; Streptophyta; Magnoliopsida; Fagales; Juglandaceae
Product: ras-related protein RABA1c
Exons: 2
Coding region: 256-912 (218 amino acids)
Cellular component (GO): endosome
Molecular function (GO): GTPase activity; GTP binding
Source: RefSeq, a predicted model, not a curated record
AUCCAUUUUAUUGCUUGAACCGAAGCAGAAUGUAAAACGUAGAAAGAGAAGGAGCUCAACUUUCAAAACAAAGACGCAGCCCAACAGACGGACACCGGUCGGUCGGGUCUCUCGCAUUUCCAACCCACAAAGACAUAACAAAGAUGACGUCAGAAAGCAACUGAACAAUUUUUUUAGAGAGAGAGAGGGAUCUCUAAAACACACAUCUUUUUCCGCUUUUUCCCAAGUGAAAUUAGCGUUGGUCGGAUUGGAGGGAUGGCCGGGUACAGAGCUGAAGAUGACUACGACUACCUCUUCAAGGUGGUGCUGAUCGGGGACUCGGGUGUGGGCAAGUCCAACUUGCUCUCCAGGUUCACUCGCAACGAGUUCAGCCUCGAGUCCAAGUCCACCAUCGGCGUCGAGUUCGCCACUCGGAGCUUGAACGUGGAUGGCAAGGUUAUCAAGGCCCAAAUUUGGGAUACCGCUGGCCAAGAAAGGUACCGAGCCAUAACUAGUGCUUACUAUAGAGGGGCAGUUGGUGCGCUGCUCGUGUAUGAUGUCACUAGGCAUUCCACAUUUGAAAAUGUUGAGAGGUGGUUAAGGGAGUUGAGAGAUCACACGGAUCCAAACAUUGUGGUCAUGCUCAUUGGUAACAAAUCAGAUCUUCGUCACCUUGUGGCGGUCUCAACUGAGGAUGGGAAAUCUUUUGCCGAGAGGGAGUCCCUCUUCUUCAUGGAAACUUCUGCUCUGGAAGCGACUAAUGUGGACAAUGCAUUUGCUGAAGUUCUUACUCAGAUCUACCAUAUCGUAAGCAAGAAGGCCAUGGAGGCCAGAGAUGAUGCUGCAAAUUCAGCUGUUCCCUCCAAAGGAGAGAAAAUUGAUGUCAAUAAAGAUGUUUCUGCUGUGAAGAAAGGUGGAUGCUGUUCCACCUAGAGUUUUGGUUUAGGCUGAUGUGGAUUGUUUGUUGUGCAGCAUCUGUUUCUAUCAUUGUUGUGCAGCAUAUGUGGAGAUUGUUUUUCAAUGUACAAUUAGAUUGUUUUUCAGAGACGCCUACUGUAGGAGAUAGGCUAUAUAUGUUUCCACUUUACUUAAAAUUUUUUGGUGUGGACUGAAAUUUUUAGGUAAGAACUUGUGCAGGAUCUGGGUAUUUAUACCUAUUGCUUUCAAUUAGGUGCUGUACCGGAUGGGCUCAAAUUCGCACCAAAUAUUUGUUUGUUGAGAUUAUUGCUCAGAAUUCAGACCCAUAAUCAAAGUUUCUGUAUUUUCA